Molecule: messenger RNA, 1263 nt
Organism: Lindgomyces ingoldianus
Lineage: Eukaryota; Fungi; Ascomycota; Dothideomycetes; Pleosporales; Lindgomycetaceae
Exons: 4
Coding region: 260-1072 (270 amino acids)
Source: RefSeq, a predicted model, not a curated record
CUUAAAUCUCAUUCUUGGAACAUUGAAAGCCUUAAGAAGACUCAAACCCCUCCCACCUAAUGUGGCAUAUAACUAACGGUUCAAUGGCUUGGGGCGACCUUGAUUACGUUCCGCGAUAGGUGCUAACAUACACAGUCAACAUCGACUAGAGGAUUUGAUACCAGUAUUUCCAAUUCUCCAUUCAUGCACAAGCGAUAUCAGAAUCUUCAAUCGAUCUCACAAUUCUCAUCUUAGCUAAAGCCUCACCUUCACCAUCUCAAUGACCACCCCAAAAUCUCAACCAACCAUCACCCUCUACCGCGGCUGGGACUCCCCUGGGAAAUAUGUGUGGUCACCCUUCGUCACAAAACUCGAAUUCCGGCUCCGCACCUCCCACCUGCCCUAUUCCUGCGCCGCUGGCUCCACCGCCUCUGGUCCCACAGGCAAAAUUCCUUACAUCUCACUCUCAACUCCCGGCCGCCCAACCGAAUUUCUCGGCGACUCCAGCCUAAUCAUGAAGCGGUUGAUGGAGCUCAACUUACUACACGACGUUAACGUGAAACUGGAACUCCAGGGCGGGAUGAAGGGCGUGGAUUUAGCAAUUAGAGCGUUAAUGGAGGAUAAGUUGUAUUUCUAUCACACGCACGAGCGCUGGAUUAUGAAUUACUAUACUAUGCGUGACCAUGUGCUGGGGUCGAUUCCAUAUCCCGUACGUGUCGUUAUAGGGCUUCUUGCGUAUAGAAGGAGUGUGAGGAAACUACAUGAUCAGGGAACGGGGCGUUUCUCAAACACUGAGAUUCGUGGGUUCAUUAAAGAGGUUUGGGAGGGGAUUAAUGGAUUGUUGGUUGAGAGUCGGAGGAAAAUGAUGGAGAAAUAUGGGCAGAGAGACAGUGAGGGGGGAGAUUGUUUUUGGAUUCUGGGUGGUUCGGAGCCGACAGAGGCGGAUGCGAGCGUGUUUGGGUUUGUGGUUAGUGUUUUGGUUUGUGAUGCAGGCCCUGAGUCGAAGAAGUUGGUUAGGGGGUUUCCGGUGGUAGUAGAGUAUGCGGAGCGGCUUCAUCGGAGGUGGUUUCCGGAUUAUGAGAUGUGGGAUUAGGCGGCGCGGUUGGAAUAGAGUGUGAGAAACGAGAAACGAAAGCGCGCCUCCCUGAGCUACCGAAUGCUGGCCCCCCUAGUUCUGAGUCCCAGUUCUCUGGCUUUGGGUAGUACUGUUUUUGUGUUUCCUUUUGAAUUCCUCCUUGGUGCGUAUACCUGUGACCUGCAAUCUCCAGAGGAUCUUCUGCUUUC